CAACCUUACAGAAAGCGCACUUAAAACCUCUCCUCUCUCUCUCUCUCUCUCUCUCUCUCUCAAGUCUUGUAGUUGUAUGUACACCCAACUAUGAAGUGAGAGGAGACUUGACUCUUGAGAGAAGAACAAAAUCUUUUCUUUCUUCACCAAAGUUUUCUUUUCUUUCUCUUUUUUCUUCAACAAAACUCUCUUUUUGCAGUUUUUUUUGACACUGAGCACACUUUUGUUGUUGCAUGUAUAGUGAGUUCUCUGGUGCUUAUUUUUAGAGAAUUUUAGUGGGUUUAUUCCUACUUUUUCUUGUUCAUUUUCUCUCCUUUUCUGUCGUUGGUCUUGCCUUCGUAUGUGCAUGCAUCUUAGUUUGUUUUGUUACUCUUUCUGGGUUCAAGCAUUUUUCAGCUUUGUACUUGUUUUGAUAAUUUGUUGAAAUCAUUUUAUCUUCAUUUGAAGAUUUUUUUUGGUUUGUUCUUUGGACACUUUAAUGGAGAGAUCCUACAAGGGUCUUUGUUGGUAGUAGCAUAAUUGAUUUGAUGUUGAUAAGCAGUGAUCUGCAACAAUUGUUUGUGGCCUGAGAAAGGAUGCCAAACCAGCUAUGGUUUACACUGCCAAUGAUUUGUCAGCGUGGAAGGAUUUUCCAAAGGGCCUCCGGGUUCUUCUUCUUGAUGAGGACAGCAGUUCUGCUGCUGAGAUAAAAUUAAAGCUUGAAGCAAUGGACUAUAUUGUUUCCGCAUUCUGCAAUGAGAAUGAAGCUAUGUCAGCAAUUUCAAACAAACCUGAAAGCUUCCAUGUUGCCAUUGUAGAGGUAAGUACAAGCAAUAGCAAUGGGAGAUUCAAGUUUCUUGAAGCUGCUAAGGACUUGCCUACCAUUAUGACUUCAAAUAUUCAUUGCUUGAGCACCAUGAUGAAGUGCAUAGCGCUAGGUGCAGUUGAAUUCCUUCGAAAACCACUCUCCGAGGAUAAACUCAAGAAUAUUUGGCAGCAUGUGGUUCAUAAGGCAUUCAAUGCUGAGGGAAGUGUCCUCUGCGAAUCGCUGAAGCCAGUCAAAGAAUCAGUGGUUUCCAUGCUGCAUCUCCAACUGGAAAAUGGAGAAUCCAAGAAUGAGAUCUCAGAGAAUACAGAAAUUAUUUCUCUGGUUCCUAAGAAUGAGAAUGAACUGUCGGAAGGGAGUGACAAGUAUCCUGCUCCUUCUACGCCACAAUUAAAACAGGGUGGACGAUUAUUGGAUGAUGUUGAUUGCCAAGAUAAUGCCAACAGCUUGACAGAGAAAGAAAGUGGGGAGCAAGAUGGGGAAUCUAAAUUUGUUGACAUUACUUGUGACAACUCAAUUGGUGAAGGGACGUUACAGGAAGACCAACCUCAGAGACCAAUGGAAACUGCGGUCAAAGAGGAGCAUGACUCAACUGAUGUGUCAAAAACUGAGUGCAUCACGUAUCCUCAACUUCAUGAUAAAGAAGGUCCCAAAAAUUCAAAUGGUGUUGUUGAAAAACGUAGUAAAGCUUCUGGACUUCAUAACUCUUGUGGGAUUAAAACUAAUCGAAAAAAGAUGAAGGUGGACUGGACACCUGAGCUGCACAAAAAAUUUGUGGCAGCUGUAGAGCACCUAGGUGUUGAUCAAGCCAUUCCUUCUCGGAUACUAGAGCUUAUGAAAGUGGAAGGGCUGACAAGGCAUAAUGUGGCAAGUCACCUCCAGAAAUAUCGAAUGCAUAAGAGACACAUCUUGCCCAAGGAUAAUGAUCGACGAUGGCCACAAUCAAGAGAUCACAUGCGCAGGAGUUAUUAUCCACAUAAACCUAUUAUGGCAUUUCCUCCAUAUCAUUCUAAUCCCGUUCUCCCUGCUGGUCCGGUCUAUCCUGUAUGGGGCGCACCAAGUAAUCACCCUGCUGGUGUCCAGAUGUGGGGCUCGCCUGGAUAUCCUUUGUGGCAACAGGCAGAAAGUUGGCAUUGGAAGCCUUAUCCUGGGAUGCCUGCUGAUGCAUGGGGUUGUCCUGUGAUGCCACCUCCUCAUGGUUCUUAUUCUUCUUACCCUCAAAAUACAUCUGGAUUUCAGAGUUCUGCUGUGGUCAAUAAUAGCUACAACAUGCCACAGAAUUCUGUGGAUUUCCAUCCGGCAGAGGAAGUUAUUGACAAGGUUGUGAAAGAGGCAAUAAGCAAGCCAUGGUUACCGUUGCCAUUGGGACUGAAGCCUCCAUCGGCAGAUAGUGUGCUAGCAGAGCUGUCGAGACAAGGCAUCUCCACAAUCCCUCCUCACAUCAACGGCUCUCAUUUAUGCUGAUGUUGCAUCACACCAUCAUGUUCCACCAUUAUUGAAAGAGGAUGUUGAGGAGCUGGACCACUCACCCAACCCCCACCUUUAAAAUUUGUUGGUCUUUGAGGCCACUUGAUACUACCAACUGGUAAAUAUCAUGUCACAACUCACACCUGGACACAACCAAAAAGUACUUUUCUGAGUCUGGUCUGAUCUCCGUUUGGGCAGGGAAAAAAAAGUUAACUUUCCAACUUAAAAACAAAAGUAACCAGAACCAACGACUUUGAAGUAGCCACGUGCAUGGAUGAAUAAUAUGUGGUUGUAAAUAGAUGCUAACAGUUGUAUGAUGUCGGGGCAUUGGGGAUGUAAAUUGUUUUUACUGAUAAGAGUAUUAUGGAAUAGGAGGGU
Pistacia vera is the source of this 2650-nucleotide messenger RNA. RefSeq names its product two-component response regulator-like APRR2. The transcript has 12 exons. The record is from RefSeq and is a predicted model, not a curated record. NCBI's taxonomy places the organism in Eukaryota, Viridiplantae, Streptophyta, Magnoliopsida, Sapindales, Anacardiaceae. Bases 590 to 2269 code for a protein of 559 amino acids. Gene Ontology annotation, biological process: positive regulation of DNA-templated transcription; phosphorelay signal transduction system. Gene Ontology annotation, molecular function: DNA-binding transcription factor activity; transcription cis-regulatory region binding. Gene Ontology annotation, cellular component: nucleus.